AUGAAGAAAAUUAGCUUUAUUUUAUGUUUGUUAAGUUUUAUUUCAAAAGCAUUAAGCUUUUAGUUGAGUUCAGGAGAUGAAUAGUAAGUUCCAGUGUUUUAACCUGUACCUACUUUAACUAUUGAUACAACUUAGCUUUGUGAAGGAGGUUUAUCAUCAGCUGUUUUUCCAUUCUCUUAAAAUAAAAAAAAUUAUGUUGCUCUAAGUAUGUCUAUAUGUGGACUGUAUAUUUACGAUAUUACUGAUAUGGCUAAUCCGAAAAUAGCAUUUAAUAGUACUCUCUACCCCAAAGGUAAAACGCUAGGCAUAACAUACAGCAAUACAACACAAUAUUUGUGGAUUGCACAUUAAACAGGAUUAUUUUUUGGAAUAAAUACUGCAAUUUAACCAUUUAAUAUAACGAUAUAAGGGAUGUCUAAAGGAAAUUUACCAGUUAACAAAAUUAUUCCUUGGCCUGUAGACAACAAUGUACUCUUUUUGAUGUGCUACACCAUGUUUUAGAUUUUUGAUUUCAGGAACCCAUCGUAGGGUUUGGUGUAUCUGUAAGAAGUAAAUGUUAAUGGAUUAAACACAUAUCAAAUAGAAUUUAUAAGAUAGUACACGUUCGCUUUAGUCACUACUGCUAAUGUAGGCGUAUAGUAUUUUAUAAUUAACAACGGUUUAGAUAUUGAUAACAUAACUUUCACUUUAGCAUGCUAUCUCAAACCAACUUUCUUUGAUGUUAGCUAUUUCGAAUUAAUCGAUGAAAAUACAAUAGCAAUCAUGAUGCUUUAUAGAGGUAUUUUUCUAUUUAGUGCUAAGGCUUUUUUGGAUGGUGGAGGAUAAGUCUGCACUCCUACCAUCUUUCAACCUAUUGAUGCUACUCCAAACCAGGGAUUAGGAGGACAUAUGUACCUAACUCACGACAGAAGGUAUUUGUUUUCUUAGUUUAGGUCAGUUGGAGUUCGUUUAUAUGACAUGAAACAGAAGAGUUUUUAAAUUCUUUAAAAUAUUUUUGUGGAUUCAAAUUGCAAUGACAUUAUUUUAAACAGCUCAGAAGAUCUUCUCUUUUAUACAAAUUCCCUCACAUUAUAAAUAUUUUAGAGAACAGUACCAAACUUUAAUAGGGAUGUGCCAAAUUUACUUUUAAACACAUAUUAAUUAACCUAUUAUACCUUUUUUAAAGAGGAUCCCAUAAUUGGAAAUUUGGACUUUGAAUGCACUCUCAAAGAGAACAAGCAGGAAUUAUUUUUAGCCAGAGCUGAUUAUGGUGCAGCUGUUUUUAAAUAUUCAGGGCAAGGUAUUUUAGAGAGCUCUUCAUUUAUUUACAGGUAAUAAAAUCCUUAUUUUCCAGUAAGCAAAAUAGCUUUCCUUGCAGAUGAUAACACAGCUUAUCUAACAAGAGGAGGAUUAGGAAUUUCAAUAGUAAACUUCGCUGAUCCUACCUCUCCAGCUAUUUUAAAAGAAAAGAUAAAUUUACAUUCUCCUUACGUAAAUUUCAACUAUAUUUAGUUUUUCAAAAAUUUUUAAUUGGGCUUGGUAGUUAACUACAUAAAUGGCUACAUAAUAUCAAUAGCUGAUCCUAUGAACCCAUUUAUCAUUGGAGUUAUAGAUACUUUAAAAUAUACUUUUGGAGAUACUAGCUUUUAUAGAUUUGCAUUAACCAAAGAUGAAAAUCAUGUCUUCAUGAUUUUAUAUUCUUUUGGAGUUCUAACUGGAGAUAUCACUAACCCACUAAAACCCUAAAUUACCUCUUAACUAUUUACUGAUGGUUGCUAUGAUUUUAGAUUAACUUCAAACGAAAAGUACGGUAUAUUGGCUGCUGCCUAUUAAGGCAUUAUAAUAGUUUCGAUAUAGCCCGAUUAUUCUUUAACAUAGGUUUCUUAAGUGAAAAUUAUAGGUUCAUUAUUCAAUAUAAUUAUUAUUUAAAAUGAUUAGUAUGUACUUGCAACUACUGAUGAAUAUCCUUCUAUCAGUUUGGUUAGUAUAACUGACAUUUUAAAUCCUGUUGUUGUUUAAACUAUUGGAGACCCAAGCGCUUUUGGCUAUUAUAGUAUGUGUGUCACAAAAGACAAUUCUGAAGUGUUUAUAACAAGUAAUUUCUCUCUACUUCUACUUUAAAUUUAAAAUCAAAUUAUAUUGCAUACUUAAAUUUAUGUGCUUACUUAAUAAUAAAAUUCGAAUCAGUACACUAGAAAUGUAUUACCUAAAGGUCAAGCACUGCAAAUUGGUUAGCAUAUAGAAAUGCAUUUAGUUCCAAUUUAUCAAAGUUAAAAUAUUUUAGUUCGCUAGGCUUAGUAUUACUUUUAAAAUGUCCUUUAGUCUCUACCUUCAUGGAUGACAUUUUAACCUUCCGCCCAAAUACUGAGCCUUAGCAUCAGUAAGGAUUCACUUCAAAGAAACAAUAAAGGUGAAUAUGUGGAUACUAUUUAGUAAGUAGUAUUUACUACAUACUAAUCGAUAUUAGAUUCAGCUUUCGUUAAUAAUUAUCUUUAAAUAAAUACCACGGAUUCUUUUGCUAUUAAGAAAGCAUGCAUAGUUGUUGGAUAUGUAGAUGAGCUAGGUUUCGUACAACCCUCUUACACUCCUUCCUAGUAAAUUAGCUUUGGUGUCAAUGAAAAUGUUUACCUAGCAAAGUGGAUAGGACCUAAAUUAAGUCUUGUAAAGGAGUUCAUCUAGUAUAUUUUAAAUCAGAACAUUAUUAAUUACACAACUAGUUUUUAUAUUACUUAAUCGAUUUAAGUUGAUCUUUAAAAUAAGAGUCAAAUUAUAUUCUCUCUAUAAAAUGAUAUCACAAUUGAACUCUAAUCUCUAGAAAUUCUUAGCGAUGGUUCCACGAUACCAACAAAUAAAGCUAAGUUUGUAAAUAAAGUUUACUCAAGUGUACUAAUUCUUAUUUCUGCUGCAUAAGAUUAAUUAAAGUUAGAAGGCAGUCUCGAUAAUAUAAAUAGCAUUUUAAAAAAUGGAAUAAAAUAUUCAAUUGAUGAAAAACUUAUUAAGCCUGAAAACAUAUUAAUUUAAAUGACUGUUUCUGAUGGUGUCAAUUACAAUUAUGUAAACACGAUUCCUUACAAAAGUAUGACAUUCUUGUCUCUGUAAGCCCCAGUCAUUGUCUCAUAAGUUUUAAAUUUACAGAAAGAUUUAAAUUCUAAAUAUCCAUCAGGGGAAAUCUUCAUAGAAGAUAGCUUUUAAUAUCAAAUCAGCAGUGAAGUUUUUACUUCAUUGGAUUCAACUUCAUUAUAGUACACUGCUUAGAUAAAUUAGGGUAAUAAAUUUGUGGAUAUUCCUAAGGAUUCUUGGGUUUAGUUCUCUCCUACCGAUAGGGUCUUCACAGGAACCGCUCCUGCAUCUUAAUACAAUGAUCAUAUUACUAUUUAAGUGAACGCUACUGAUGGAUACUCUUUCAGCUUAGACUAAUUUGUAAUAGUACCAAAUAGGAUACCUUUCAAUUACGCUUUCUAAUUAGCGAUUUAAAUUUUUGGUCCUAUUUUUGGUGUUUUAGGAUUCUACAAAUAUAAACACUUUAUUUAUAAUAUCUCCUUUAAGAGAUAAUACGUUUAUUCAAAAGACGUCGCAUACGUAGGAGAAAUAUAUAAAAAGUAAAUAACAAUCACAGAUGAUGUAAGAGACUAAGCAGAAAGAUUAUGGUCUUUUUUCCAUAAAAAAAUUGGGGAUGGGGAGAUUUUGCAUUAGCUGUCUUUAGAGUUGAUGAGGCUAAAUUAAGUAACCAGCUAUGAUUAUUUUGGGCCUAGUAAGUAAAAGUAAGACGUAGAAGAUAAUUAGGAAUCUCAAGAAUAAAGCUUUGAGGAGGAAGUAAUCAUGAAAAUGUAUCCUUUUGGAAUUAAUGAUGAAGAUAUGAGCAUUGUAGAUAGAAAAUUCAAAAAGAUCAUAAUAGAAAGCUCAUCAAAACUUAAUGAACUGUUAAAAAGUGGAUAAAUUUAAACUAAUGAAAAAUAGCAAUUGAAUUAAUCGGCUAUAAAGAACGAUACGUAGACUGAUAAAAAACCAGAGAAGACAAACAAUGAUGAUACCUCUUCUUUAGCUAACAGAGCAGACCCAUUCUUAUAGACCAAAUCAAACAUUUUUAAGAAAAGAAAAUCAGCGUAUUUAAACAUAACGUCAAAAAAAGCAGCAGAAAACAUUAAGCACAAUUUAGGAGUUUAUGACAAAAUAUCAAGAUUAUAGUAUUUAGACAAUGAUAUAGGCAAAAAUAAAAAAAAUUACAAUAUAAAAAUUUUUGAAAAUGGAAAUAUUAAUUUUGUUUAAAUUUUGAAAUUUAUCAAACAACAAUAGGAGAAUUUGCAUGAGAAAUAAAGAGUUGUCAACAAAAAAUAACUUUAAUCUCUUUUGAAUCCAAACUCAAUAUUAUCGAGAGCUAUUUGUUGCUUUUUAAUUGACUUUUUAAUACAUUAGGACAAAGUUACUAAAAAUAUUUUUGAAUUUUUGCAAAAAAAGGCUUGUAGAUACUACUUGGAUAUAGAUUGGUACAAGGCUUAUGUAAAUAUCAACCCUUAAUUUGAGGAAAUCCACUCAAACCCUUAUCCUCAUGUCACAAUUAACGAAAAAACGUAUAGGGCUGCUCUGGUAGAAAUUUUUAGAUCUAUUUCUAGACACUUCUAUGAUCCUGUCACAAAAAAUCCUAAGAAGAUAAAGUUUUCUGAAUCUUUACUUUAAGAAGCUAUUAAAGCAAGAGCUAUUGGCUUUACUCUCAAAUCUCCUCCUCUUUUACAAGUUACACAAGGAGAAAGCCUCCAUACUUUUUCUCAUCUCAUUCACUCUGUGAAGGCUUUUGAAAGGAACUCUGAUAUCCCAUGUUGUUACAGCAUUCACAAAUUGCUCGACAUACAUUAUAUUGAAAAAGGUCUAACAGAUAAUGAAAAGCUACCAUCUUGGAUUAAUUCAAUCGACCUUAUCAAUGGAGCGAUUCUUAUUAGUGGUAUCCCAGAAAAGAAAGAUAUUGGAAGUAUAAUUGUUAAAAUCAUAGAUGAAUCAAAAUUCAUUGUAAGAAGUUUCCAAAUUUAGGUACUUUAAAAAUAAACUGAAAAUUUAACUCUUAGCAAACCUAUUGUUUUAUCCUACAAUCGAAAUAAAUAAACAAGCGAUUUACAGCCUUAAAAUAUUCUAUCAGCAUUAAACUCUCAAUAAAAUUAGUAAACUAAUACUUCUAAAAUACGUUAAAAGAAAGUUUCUGCGUUUGCUCCUAAUAAUCAGUCUUUAGAAAAUCUAUCUAAUCAAAAUUUCCCUUUAACUGAUAGACUAAGUUGCACAAAUGCCAAUAAUUAAGAUAUAAGCAUCCCACUUUUUAGCCCUAAUAAUCAAAGAUUGUUUGAAAUGAAUGAUCAAACAUUUGAUCUAUAAGAAAUGAAGUAAAUUGAAAUUUCAAUGUCAGGCUUUCCACAAGAAAAUGAAAAAGAGUAAGAAAUUAAAGUAAAAGACAUGAAAUAAAUUUAAAUUCAGAUUUUAAAUAAUAACGCUGAAAUAGCUGCUACACCAAAAAAUUAAACCCCUUAGUCCAAUAACCAUAAGAACAACCAAUUAAUUGAUAAUCCAAAUACAUUAUCUAACAAUCAGCAAGAAACAACUUAGAAUAUUGAAAAAUAAGAAAAAGUAGAGAUUUUGUCAGACCAAUUUAUACCUCCAAAUAAAAUAGUUUAUAAAUAACAUGAAAAACCAAAUUAAAUUGAUAUUUCACCUGAAAACUUCACUUAAAAUGAAGAUGAUAAUCAAAAGUUUCAGAGUUAAAAUCGCAAUAAUGCUAAACCAAAUUUAGAAAAAUAAAACACUGGAUAAGUUUCCCAAAAUGUUUCUCUCAAUAACUCAUUAAUGAGUAUGUUUUAGUACUAGUGA
Tetrahymena thermophila SB210 is the source of this 5826-nucleotide messenger RNA. RefSeq lists its product as hypothetical. The record is from RefSeq and is a predicted model, not a curated record. Gene Ontology annotation, molecular function: calcium ion binding. Gene Ontology annotation, cellular component: membrane. The transcript has 2 exons. NCBI's taxonomy places the organism in Eukaryota, Ciliophora, Oligohymenophorea, Hymenostomatida, Tetrahymenidae.